UUGUGUAUCGUGUGUCUCGUACAACUUUUCGCAUUCGAUGCGUCUGUGCAUUUUUCUUGUUUUAUUGUUCGUGACGUGGGUGCGUGGGCAACAACCGCCCGAUUAUGGCAGUAACGUGACAAUGUUGUCUAAGGAAAAUUCAGGAAUUCGUACCAAGAGAACGGUGACUUCUCCAACGGCCCACCCCUCACCGGAGCGCGUAGUCGUGUUAACAAAACAAACGGAAGUGGUAUCAUACGCGAUCCGUAAGCUUCUCAGCUGGGAAGUGCAAUGGUUUUACGUCAUGGCUCGAAAAUCGACAGCUGAAGUGGUCGUUUACCUAGUCGUGGGCGUUGCAGUAACCUUCAUCAUCAUCUUGAUCCCGCUAGUGCUACUUGUCAAAAUACUGGUUCCACCGUUGCCGAUUUUCGCAGGAAAAGAAAUUACCGAUGACGAUAAACCUGAUUUCUCGCUUCCGUACUGGAUGGAUCAAACGGAAUCUUCGGCGUACGAACUAGAAAAGAAACACAAAUGUUGUUUUGAUAAGAACGGGCGGGAAAAAAGAUCUGUCCGCUGCUUUCCUGUGACAGACAAAUAUCCCUGGGACGAUCCUUGUGCGGAAGACUAUCGUAAUCACGACUAUAAAUUGCAUUAAGGAGACAAAUAACGACGUUGUAUUUUUUUUUUUUGCACACAAACCACACAAUUUCAUUAUUUAGAGACAAAAAAAAAAUGGGAAAAAGAUAGUUUGUUGACUUGGAAGAGUUUUUUGAACGAUGGAGAAACAUCUAUUUUUUAUACAAAAGCAUUUGAAAAAGAAAAAAAUGGCGAGUUGUUUUCUUUUUUUUUUUUUUUUUAACCAAUUAUUUAAGAUACCCAAAAAAGGAAGAA
Molecule: messenger RNA, 870 nt
Organism: Daphnia magna
Lineage: Eukaryota; Metazoa; Arthropoda; Branchiopoda; Diplostraca; Daphniidae
Exons: 2
Coding region: 38-634 (198 amino acids)
Source: RefSeq, a predicted model, not a curated record